UCAGUCCUUUAGACAGGAGCAGAGUGCGGUUUGUCCUCCCAAAUGAAGGGUUCGACCGGCAAGUCGCCGGCGGCGGCGCCGCCCGCCUUCCGGAACAGGUACUGGAUCCUCCGCCACGGCCGCAGCGUCCCCAACGAGCGCGGCCUCAUCGUCUCCUCCCUGGAGAACGGCACGAAACCGGAGUUCGGGCUGGCCCCGCAGGGCGUCGAGCAGGCGCGCUCCGCCGGCGAGUCGCUCCGGAAGGAGCUUGAGGAGAUGGGUGUGCCGGUGGACUCUGUCAAGAUCCGGUACUCGCCGUUCUCGCGGACGACGGAGACGGCCAGGGUGGUCGCCGGCGUGCUGGGCGUCCCAUUUGAGGGUCCUAGCUGUAAGGCAACCGUAGAACUUCGUGAACGUUAUUUCGGACCAUCAUAUGAGCUGCUUUCCCAUGAGAAGUAUGCAGAGGUAUGGGCGAUAGAUGAAGCAGACCCCUUUAUGGCUCCAGAAGGUGGCGAGAGUGUUGCAGAUGUUGCUAGUAGACUUGCAGGGGUGCUGUCUAUUACAGACGUGGAGUUUCAUGGCUCUGCUGUUCUUAUUGUCAGCCAUGGGGAUCCACUACAGAUCUUUCAAGCAGUACUCAGUGGAACCAAGGAAAACCCAUCUUUCCUCGACGAUGUAGCUGGCCUGAAAAAGGAAAGCCUGCUAGUUCCGUCCGUGUUGUCGCAUCACCGUAAGUUCGCACUCAACACAGGGGAGCUGCGCCGAGUUGUGUUACCCGACGCAGAUUGAUUAUAUGCUUCUAUGUCGUAGAUCAUGUAUCCGCAAUUCCUUGUGGAAAGUCUGUUGCCCCACGCAUGAUAACAUGGGAAAACUGCCAUUCGAUGUUACCCCCUCGGUCUCUCUGUUCAGAAACAUUAAUGCAUUAUUUUGGUUGAUCAGAUUGAAGAUCUGCUUGUAACCGUGAAAAAAGAGCACAUCCACAAGAGAUUGCUUUUGAAUGUGAAUCAAUUGUAUCAAUUUUUGUGCCA
Molecule: messenger RNA, 1007 nt
Organism: Triticum dicoccoides
Lineage: Eukaryota; Viridiplantae; Streptophyta; Magnoliopsida; Poales; Poaceae
Exons: 6
Coding region: 43-768 (241 amino acids)
Source: RefSeq, a predicted model, not a curated record